CUAAAAAUGAAUGUGAAGUUUAAGGGAAUAGUUGGGGUGGCAAAAUCGCGGUAUCGAGAAGAUGUUGAAUGUUUCAAUUGGGAGAUGUUGGAUUUCCCAUGUGAAUGAUGGCACUUAUUAGAAUUCAUUGGGAUGGAAUAUAUUUUUUUAUUAUUUAGUCUCCAUCAUAUAUAUAUUUCUGAAACCCGUAGUAUUUAGUUGUCCCCUCAUACUGUUCUCUAUAGGGCAUCAAUUUACAUCACUCCACUUGUAAAACAUUUUAUUUUUCCUUGGAUAGUCACACUUGUGUACGAUUAUUAUUAUUUCUUGGAAAUCAAACUUCAAUUUAAGACGCACUUCAGUUCAGAGAACACUUAGCCUGCGUAUAUAUUCACCCCGCUGUUUACACUCUACUACCGAGGGGUUGAUCUGUGUCCUAAAAAUACAAAAUUAAUUCACUUAUCUAUAUAUAUACCCGUUUCAGUUACCCCCUUUUCUGACUUUUGAGAGCAAUCCAAAAAGCGUGCAUUUUAUCUCGUCUGACAUCUUGUGGCUUUGUAUUACUUAAAGGAAACACUGUCUACCAUCCUGAAGCCAAAAGACAACUUUCCCCAAUCCCGAAAAACAAACUUAAGGUUACUAUAAUUUCCGUGGCAUUUGCAUAACACCCCCCACAAAACUUUACUCGUUAAAGAAGUUUUGCCCCCUCACAAUUGCAUCCAUUUCCAUUCAUAUUUGUUCUGUUGCCGUUCCCUAAAGUUUUUUUUUUUUUAAUUUUUAAUUUUUAAUUUUUUAUUGUUCUAGUUGCCCCGAAACACUAUCUGUUUCUCCCAUCCCAUAUUUGUUUUUUUUUCCCUUAAAAAAAGCAGAUAAACAAGAAUUAUCAUCCAUAUAAUUACCAAUGGUUGCUCUUACUGUUCCAGUUGGUGAAGCCAAGGCUGGCGAAACCGCCCCUAGAAGAAGAACCGCUCAAAAGGACGCUGCUUUAGUUCGUCCACUCGACUCGAAGGCUUCCACCUUGCCUGAAUUCUUUGAAGAAAGUGUCAAAAAGAAUGGCACUCGUAACGCCAUGGGUUGGCGUGAUCUCAUCGACAUUCAUGUCGAAAAGAAGGAAAUCACCAAGGUUGUCAAGGGUAAAGAACAAACUGUGGAAAAGGAAUGGAUUUUCUAUGAAAACUCACCAUAUCGCUAUUUGUCUUACCCAGAUUUACUCACUUUGAUCAAUGAUUAUGGUAGAGGUCUUGUUGCUCUUGGAUUGAAGCCAAACCAAGAAGAUAAGGUUCAUAUUUUUGCUCAAACUUCUCAAAAGUGGAUGCAAACUUAUUUGGCCACUCAAACCCAAUCUAUUCCAAUUGUCACUGCUUAUGACACUUUGGGAGAAUCUGGUUUGACCCAUUCUUUGGUUCAAACUGAAUCUAAUGCAAUUUUCACCGAUAACACUCUUUUGACUCAAUUGGUUAAGCCAUUACAAAAGGCCAAGAGUAUCAGAUAUAUCAUCCAUGGUGAUGAAAUUGAUCCUAAUGACAAGCGUCAAGGUGGUAAGAUGUACUCAUCUGCUAAGCAAGCAAAGGAAAAGAUUUUGGAAGUUAGACCAGAUAUCAAAUUUUAUUCCUAUAAUGAAGUUAUUGCCUUGGGUAAGAAGAAUAAGGAUAUUCCAUUCAACUCUCCAAAGCCAGAAGAUUUGAGUUGUAUCAUGUACACCUCUGGUUCCACUGGUGACCCUAAGGGUGUCGUUAUUUCUCAUGAAAACAUUGUUGCUGCCAUUGCCGGUGUUUCAUGUGUUGCUGGUAGAGAUUUGGUCAAGAGAGGUGAUAGAAUUAUUGCCUUCCUCCCACUUGCUCACAUUUUCGAAUUAGUUUUCGAACUUAUGACCUUCUGGUGGGGUGGAUGUCUUGGUUAUGCCAACGUUAAGACCUUGACUGACACUCUGUGCCGGAACUGUCAAUCAGACUUGUCUGAAUUCAAGCCAACUAUUAUGGUUGGUGUAGCAGCUGUGUGGGAAUCUGUGAGAAAGGGAGUUUUGGCUAAAGUUGCCAAGGUCCCAUCAUGGAAGCAAAAGUUACUUUGGCUGGCCUUCAAGGCUAAGCAAACCUUUGCCAACUAUAAGAUCCCUGGUGGAGGAAUCUUUGAUGUUGUUUUCAAGGAAAUCAAGUCUGCUACUGGUGGUCAUUUGAGAGUUGUGUUGAACGGUGGUUCUCCAAUUUCUCAAGAUGCUCAAGUCUUUAUCUCCACUCUUAUUGCUCCUAUGCUUGUGGGAUAUGGUUUGACCGAAACAUGUGCCAAUACCACCGUUGUUGAACAUAAUCACUUUGAAUAUGGUGUUUGCGGUACAUUGACUGGUGCAGUGACUGCCAAGUUGGUUGAUGUAGAUGAUGCUGGUUAUUUUGCCAAGAAUAACCAAGGUGAAGUUUUAUUAAAGGGUAAGUGUAUUACCAACGAAUACUACAAAAAUGAAAAGGAAACUGCUGAUAGUUUCACUCAUGAUGGUUGGUUCAGAACUGGUGACAUUGGUGAAUGGACUGCUAAUGGUGCCUUGAAGAUUAUCGACCGUAAGAAGAAUUUGGUUAAGACUUUGAAUGGUGAAUAUAUUGCAUUGGAAAAGUUGGAAGCUAUUUACAGAUCCAACCCUCUUGUUUUGAACUUGUUGGCUUAUGCUGAUCAAACCAAGGUUAAGCCAAUUCUUAUUGUAUUGCCAAAUGAAGCUCACUUGAAGAGUUUCUUGGCCAAGGAAGGUAUUUACUCUGAAUCAGAAUUAAAGUCCAAGGACUUGUCAUAUUUGUGUGAAGACGAAAAGGUUCACUCUGUUGUAUUGAAGAGUUUGUUACAAACCGGUAAGUCUCAAGGUUUGAAGGGUAUUGAAUUGAUUCAAAACAUUGUUUUGCUGGAUGAUGAAUGGACUCCACAAAAUGGUUUUGUUACAUCUGCACAAAAGUUGCAAAGAAAGAAGAUUUUAGCUGCCUCCCAAGAACAGGUUGAUCAAGCUUACGCCGACUCGUAAGUAGAU
Molecule: messenger RNA, 2983 nt
Organism: [Candida] anglica
Lineage: Eukaryota; Fungi; Ascomycota; Pichiomycetes; Serinales; Debaryomycetaceae
Source: the annotation of a GenBank genome assembly